Messenger RNA from Argiope bruennichi, 675 nucleotides. RefSeq lists its product as uncharacterized. The transcript has 2 exons. Bases 1 to 675 code for a protein of 224 amino acids. Lineage: Eukaryota; Metazoa; Arthropoda; Arachnida; Araneae; Araneidae. The record is from RefSeq and is a predicted model, not a curated record.
AUGCGCUUCUUGCUUGGCGACCAGAAUACUAAAAUAUGCCGUGAUGAGCAGAACAAUUAUCCUUUAGCCGCUGCUGCUGGCAAAGAUUUUUACGUCGACGAUAUACUCAGUGGUACCGAGGAUUUAUCUUCUGCCAUUGAACUACAAGACCAGUUAAUACAUUUGUUAAAAUCGGCUGAUCGUCAUGUGUUAUGUUCUGAAGCUCUGAAAGUAGACCUGAUAGGCUUCGGAGAUGCUUCUAAAAAUGCGUACGGUUGUGCCGUCUACACCAGGUCUUUGUCAAGGUCUGGUAAGAUGAAGGUGGCACUCUUAUGCAGCAAAUCUCGAGUUGCUCCCAUCAAAGAAAUUAGUAUCCCACGUUUGGAGCUGUGUGCGGCGGAUCUGCUUUCCAAACUUACCGUUAAGGUUCUGUCAUCCUUGCAACUAAACAUUCAUGGAGUACAUUUGUACUCGGACUCCACCGUGGUGCUUGCUUGGAUCAAAACUCCACCUACAUCGUUGAAAACGUUUGUUGCUAAUCGAGUCACUAGGAUUCAAGAGUAUACUAAGAACUUCCAAUGGCAUUAUGUAAAUACUGCUGAGAAUCCUGCGGACUUGAUAUCACAAGGAGCUUUUUCCUUCAAAGAUCCAACAUUUGGACAUUUGGUGGAAUGGACCAUCUUUUCUUUCAUCUAG